Molecule: messenger RNA, 2095 nt
Organism: Condylostylus longicornis
Lineage: Eukaryota; Metazoa; Arthropoda; Insecta; Diptera; Dolichopodidae
Product: zinc finger protein sens-like
Exons: 6
Coding region: 209-2095 (628 amino acids)
Cellular component (GO): nucleus
Source: RefSeq, a predicted model, not a curated record
UAAUUUUUAAAAUUAAAAUUAAAAUAAAAUUUUCAAUUAAAUAAAAAUAAUUGAAGAGAGAAAGAGAGACGGACGACACGUUAUAAUUUUCAACUUGUUUUUUCUACAUAAUUUUAUUAUUUUUGUUUUCUUACUCAAUAUUCGUCAUUAACAAUAACAACAAUUUAAAAAAACAAACACAAAUACCAUAAAAAACAAGAGAAAUACUAUGGAACAUUUAUCACCACCACCAUCACCUCAAUCUGCAACAUCAUCAUCUCAACUUCCAGGACAAUUUGUAACAACAACAAAUUCAACAGCGGCAUCAGUCGCAGCACUUGAUAUGACUUUAUCAUCACAAAAAAACUGGAUUCAAAGAGCAUCUGCAUUUAAUACUGUUUUAGCAGCAUCAGCUGGACAAAAAUUUAACGGAAGAGAUCUUCCACCACUGCUUUAUAAUCCGUUAUUAUAUUCGAGUGCUUUGCUAUGGCCACAAUUUUUUUUUCAAUCAACAUCUGGUAUUACAACACCAUCAACUCCAGCAACACCACAUUCACCUGUCUAUACUAGCAAUAAUCAAAAUAGAGAAUAUACUUUGACACCAGAAAGAGAUGAAAUGAUGACAAAUGAUGAUGAAAAUAUGAUGCCAUUAAAUUUAUCAACAAAACAAAAUCUAACAAAUUAUUUAAGAGAUGAACAAAAUUCAAUAAAUGGUCGUCAAAGUUCUAUAACAAUUAUUGAUGAAAAUGAUGAUGAUUAUGAUCAAUUACAACAUCAACAUCAUUUAAAUAAACGUGAUCAUAAAGAUUUAUAUCAUAACCAAAAUCAAAAUAAUCUUCAUAAUAAUCAUGGUUCACCAACACCACCACCAUCAGCAAAAUUAAUUAUGGAUUCAAUACAUCCUGAUAACGAUAACAAUUCAAGUGAUGAUGAUGAAAAUAUAAAUAAUAAUCAUAAUAAUUUUGAUCAUAAAAAUGAUGAAAAUGAUAAUGAUUUAAUUACAUCUGGUGGUACAUUAAAUUUAUCAAAUCGUUCUCAAUCAGCUGUAAUAUGGUCACCAGCUAGUAUGUGUGAAAAAGAAUCGUCAAUUUUAUCACCAACAAUAGAUCCAAUUGUUAGAAAAUUUAAAUAUGAACGUCGAAAAUCAAGUUAUCAUAAUCGUAACUCAUUUGAUAAUAAUCGACGUGAAUCAUCAACAACACCAACAUCAAUUUAUUCAUCACCAACAUUAUCUUUAGAACAACAACAACAACAACAUCAACAAUCAUUUUUACAUUCAAUUAAUAAAAAUAAAAUUAUUUCAUCUGAUAAUGAAAUUCUUAAAAAUAAUACAAUAAAACAUCAUCAACAUGUUGCUGCAUUAGCAUUAUAUGCUUCUCAACAACAGCAACAACAGCAACAACAACAUCAUCAUUUAAAACAACAACAACAAAAUAUUGAAUUAGAUAUUUUUGCAAAAUUAACUCAAAGUCAAAGAGAAUUAGAAAUUUUAAGACAAAAUAGGACUGAUAUAUUUGUAUUCAAUAAUAAUAAUAACAAUGUAUGCCGUGAAUCUAAUUCAAAUAGUUUAAAUUUAAAUAUUAAAAGAGAAAUUCAUAAAGAAAUUAUUCAAAGACCAGAUUCAACAGCAAAUUUUGGUAAUAAUGGUGAAAUACAUCAUCAUAAUCAACAUUCACCAUAUCGUGAUGAAGAGAAACGUAGAGAGAGAAGUUUUCAGUGUAAACAAUGUGGUAAAACAUUCAAAAGAUCAUCAACAUUAUCAACACAUUUAUUAAUUCAUAGUGACACAAGACCAUAUCCGUGCCAAUAUUGUGGUAAACGUUUUCAUCAAAAAUCUGAUAUGAAAAAACAUACGUACAUUCAUACAGGUGAGAAACCUCACAAAUGUACAGUUUGUUUGAAAGCAUUUAGCCAAAGUUCUAAUUUAAUAACACAUAUGAGAAAGCAUACUGGAUAUAAACCAUUUGCAUGCGGAUUAUGUGAUCAAUCAUUUCAACGUAAAGUCGAUUUAAGACGACACCGUGAAAGCCGUCACGAAGAAAAUUUUUCUGGUUUAAGUUUAGAUGAUAAUAAAUAUAAUAUGGUUACAAAAAUUGAAGUGACAAGUAGUUGCUGA